Lodderomyces margitis is the source of this 747-nucleotide messenger RNA. RefSeq names its product Pga43p (gene PGA43). The coding region runs from base 1 to 747 and encodes 248 amino acids. The transcript has a single exon. The record is from RefSeq and is a predicted model, not a curated record. NCBI's taxonomy places the organism in Eukaryota, Fungi, Ascomycota, Pichiomycetes, Serinales, Debaryomycetaceae.
AUGUCAUUCAAAUUAAGCACCAUUAUCUUAUUAUUUGUCCUCAUUACGGGUAUCUGUGCCGCUUCCUUAAACAAAGUUGGUGAAUAUGGAACUUAUAUGAAUCCAAAACCACGUAAAACUGCCAAAUGUGAACCAAAUGAUUUAGUUAAAUUAUCCACUUGUUGCAACGAUGUUCUUUCCAAAUUAGACGAGUGCAAGCCUAAUGAUUUAGCUUGUGAAUGUUGUGCUUUGCAGAGUAUUGAUGAUGAGUGUUAUCAUUUAUGCCCGGGAAACCCCAAUACCAAUUUCUUGACUGUGUUGUUGCUGGACUGUGCUGAAAUGAAUGAAGUCAACGCUUGUUCUUUACCAUUUAAAAAAGAAGACCCUGAGCCUCCAAGAAAGAGUAUUGUCAAGACUGAUGAAGAAGAUCCAAGGGUUUUAGAUGAAGCAGUUGAUGCCAGUUUACAAAGUAAAGUUUACAAUGUUGAGUCCUUAACUAAACAACCCCAUUUCAAAAAUCAAAAUCCCAACUUGCUGGUCAAUGAUGAAGAGAAGAAAGAAGCAGAAGAGGAAGACAAUCAAGUAGAUACUGCAAAUGAAGCAGUUGUUGUGGAAGAAAGUGCAGUGAUCCUUGUGAAUGUUUCUUCCAAUUAUACAAAUUCCUCAACAGUUAGUUCAUUGAAUGAACAACAAUCUGGUUCAAUUGGAUUCAAUUUACCAAAUAUGGUGAUGUUAUUCAUCUUUGUAUUACUAGUUGCCAUCCAAUAA